GGGUGGUGGCUGGGGUGUCUGGAGGGCUGUGGGGGUGCAUGGAGGAGGAGGGAGCUAGAGCAGAGGCACCUGUGCCCUGUCUGGGUGCCCCUCCUUCUGUCCCCAGGCCAGGCCUUCCCUGUCCCUCGCUGCGGCCCCACCCUGAACCCAGCCUCAGGCAGUGCUGAGUGACUUAGGGGACUUCUCUCUUAUGCUUCUCAGAAAGUCUGUUUGGGAUUGGGAAUAUAUGACAAGGAAAUGAGGGUGCAGGAAGCUGGGGGUGAGAAUGGGGCGUGUGUUUUAAAAUGAACCAGGAGGGUAUAUGUCUGUUCCAAGUACAAAUAUAGAGGUUUUUAUAAAAGCUCCUUCCCUGCUGCCUGGGCAGUGCGGGUGUGGGGUGACGGGCAGGGAAGAGAGCUAGAAGGUUUCCUAGAAGGGCCUGGGCGGCCAGGCAGGUGGUGGCAGGUGCUGCCUCCCCACAGGGGCUCUGGCUCCUGUCCAGGCUCCCUGCUGCCCUUCUGGAGAAGGGAAGGCAUGGUUCCUGCUGGCCCAGGUGCAGCCCCGGUCCUGGCUCUGCACUGCUGGUGCUGGAAGCGCGGCCCAGCUGCAGAUGGAAGAGAGGUGGAGUAAACUGCGCAGGCCCUCCUGUGCUCUUGUGUUCUGGGAGUCUUUGAAGCUGGGGGUGUGCAGAGGACUUGUCCUGAGUCAGGGACCCUAGGCCAAGGGAUGACGGCAGGGCAGGGCGCAGUGGGAGUGGGGAGCCCCUGGGCGCUCAGUGGCUCAGACACUUGGCUUGCAGGGAUAAUGACAAAGGUGUGGGAGGAAAGGUGUGGACGCCUGACGGGCAUGGGGUCAUUUGCUGGGGUCUCUAGCCAGAGUGUGCAGGCUUCGCCUCUGCUGAUGCUGACCUCGGCAGCUCCCUGGAAGCAGCACCCACCCCCUAGUCUCCAGGGGGUGCUGCAGCCCACUCAGCACAGCAGGGCACGUGCUCUCACUGCUCCCACUGCUGCCUCCCGCUCAUCACUGUCUCCCCAGCCCAGCUUCCCUCACCCCAGCACACCCCCCCCCAGAACAGCUUUGAGACAGCCCCCUCCGCCUGCUCCCCCCACCAAUGAGCUCCUGUCACUACCGCGCCUGUGUCUGCUGGAAAGGGGGCGGCUGGGAGCGGGGACAUGGCUUGCUACUCAGCCCAGCCAGUCACAGGGCUUGCUUCUUCCUGGGUGAGCGGGGUAAGAGCAGCUGGCUGUGCCCAGUGAGGCGAGGGCUGCGCCAAGGAAGGCUUGCGUGGCCCUCCCUGUGCCCAGCCGCCCCCGCCAGCCUGUGGCAGGCACCCCCACAGGAAAGCAGGUCAGGAGCAGACCAGAAGCUUACAAAGGCCACUGAGUCAGUAACUCAGCUUGGGCUCAGUUCUGUCCUUCCAUUUGUCUAACUCAGGCUAGUGACUGAACAUCCUGUGCCUCAGUUUCCCCACCUGCCAAGUGGAGUUAACAACCCUAGGUUUGUGGCUGUGGACACUGUCUCUCCUGGUACAGACGCUUCCUGGAGCAGGUGCUGUUCCUUGGCCAUGAUGGCCCCGGGGACAGACGGGUGCAGCCUGCAGGGGGUUUGCCCCUGUCUGGGAGAUGCUUAGCCUAGGACUUCUCAAACUUGAACAUGCAAGCAAAUUACCAGGGGUUCUUGUUAAAAACACAGAUUCUGAAUUUCUAAGUGGCUCCUAGGCCAUACUGACACUGCAGGUCCAUGGGCUACACUUUGAGUAGCCAAGGACUGGAGUCAAAGCCUCAUGUUUCUGGAUUUUUCUAAGGAGCUUUUAGCUCCUUAACCUUCUCCAGUCUGCAGCAGGGUCCAGGAAAGAAGGUCCGGGGGCCUUGGGUGGGAGGGGGCCCUUCCCUCUGGUCCCUGUGUCUGGACAGGGACAAGACCCAGGUAAGGAUGAGGAGCAGCCAGCAUUGCAAGCUGACAAGGCCAUGGGCCUUGGAGACAGGAGAGCUUCCUGGCAGGGCCCUCCCCCCAUCUCUUCUCUGUCCCCAGCAGACGGCUCUCAUGCAUUCCAGCAGCUGGCCAGCACCUGCUGCAGCAGCAGCUCCCCACACUGCUGCUGUAGGUCACCCCUUUUGCAGAGGCUUGGCUCUUCUGGGGUGGAAAGGGACCCUUUAGGUAGAAGCGCGCUGUGGGGCAGAGGGUUAAGGGCCAGGAAGUGCAGCUUCCAGCCCCACAUCUCCCUGAGGGUUUUUCCAAGGGUCCACACACACACUUGUGAUUCGUCCCCAAGCUGGGCAAAGCUGCUCUCCCCACUCUUGGGAAGUCCCAGGGGCUGACGGAGGCAGGGUGGGCCACCAGAGCGCACAGGGCAGCUCCGCACAAUUCCUCACCAGUGUUCUGCCCCCCCACAAGACAGUGCCUGUGGGUCUGCACCGUGGGCACUUGCCUGCCAUUUUCUGUGCGCGUGACAUGCCCCAAGUCACAUGUGGGCAUCAGCACCUGAGCUCAAGGUCCCCUUCUCCACUGAACAGCUGUUAGCUGGCUGUCCCCAGGGCUCAUUAGUGGGGGUGGCUCUGGACAGGGAGCUGGAGAGGAGGAGGGCAGGAGCCCCAGGUGGAAGUGGAGCCUGAGCUUUAGAGGCGGUGGGGGGAGCUUCUGCAGGAAGCCAGGAGGAGUGGAAGGAGCAGAGCCUGAUGCGGUCUCCAGCCCGCUGUGAGCCUGAGCAUGGGCAGCUUCCUGGGUCAGGGGCUACCCGCAGGCGCCCUCCAGGCUGCAGGUGUCUCUCUCCAUCUGUGUGCUAGGGGCAUCGGGGAACACUGCCACUAAGUGCUGGGUUGUGUCAGAAAGGCACGCAUGCAUGUGCGGCUGCACUUGCACGUGUGUGUGCAUAUGUGUACAGCCGUGGCAGCAUAUGCGUAAUGGCACAGCCCUCCGAGUGUGUGUGUGUGUGCCUGAGGCCUGUGUGUGCGUGUCCUCCCAAGGCCGUUGCUGGGUGACCUUGGCAGAGGAGUGGAUGAGCAGCUGGCAAAGGGGCCUGCAAUCCGUUCUCAGCCUCACAGGUGACGCAGGUGAGGGCUGCUGACCUGGCUGAUGUCUUGGAGAUGCCUGUGGGCUGGACCUGAGAGGUUGUUUGAGGUCAAGCUCCAAGGGCACAGAGUGGAGGCUGAUGUCUGGGAAGGUGGUGCGUGAGUGUGAGGGGCAAAAGGAGACCCAACACAGAGACCCACUGGUGUGAGCUCUGGGUGUGAGCCCACGCAGCAGGGGCUGGGGGGUGGGGUAGGGUGGGUGUGCUCAGGAGGCUGGUGGGAGGAGCUGUGGCGUUCACCUGAAUUUGGUAAAUGUUCACGCGCAAGUUCCACCAGUGAGGUACCGCAGUCAUAGGUUCUAGAAAUAAAGGCACUUAGGCCUGCAGUUUACACAGUCUGUUUAAAGGAGCCUCCGGAUGGGGAUUUGAACCCAGGACCCUACUGCCUGCAAACCUGAGCGGGGAGCCUGCCAGGGCCUGCCUCUGAGGGCAGCUAGGCCACUCCUCUCCAUCCCAGGUGCUCGGGAUCCUAGCACAAGGCCAUGUAGGGACCGGGCUGCGCCCCACACCCCUCUUCUGAGCCGGUGCAGGCGGAGGUCGGGGACGCGGCGGAGGCGACGGCCGGCAGAGGGCGCUAGUUUCCGGAGCCCGCCGCGCCGGCUGACGACGGAGCCGACCCGCCUGAGGGGCACCGCCACGGCGCGGCCCGGGGGGAGCGCAGGCUAGGGGAUUGGGAGGGGCGACCGCAGCAGUCGCUGCAGGACCCUCGCGCCCGAGGUUGCAGCUUCGCACAGGCCUGCGGAGGGCGGCAGCCGGGAGGCUGCCAGCGCCCUUCCCCAGGGGCGCGUUGGGCGACCUGGGAGGGUCAGCCAACCGGGAGCCCAGAGCCCUGGGCUGAGCAAGGGUGUCCUUGGGCUGUCCGCGGAGGGGCGGGCGGGGAGACGCGCCGGGCCCCGCUCUGACGCCAUCUGCCGCAUCUGGAAGGGAGUGGGGACCCAGCGGAGGGCCUGUGGAGGCGUAGGAGACCUUGGGGUGGGGUGAGCCCGCCCUCUUCGUCCCCUCUGGCAGAGCCGCCUGCUCCCCAGCCCCAGCCUGUUGCCAGCCCUCCUGCCCUGGCCCCUGGCCCUGCUGCCGGAGCAGGUGCGCAGCCUGGCGCCUGAGCCCAGUCUUCUCACAGACCUGCCGGCGAAGACGGAGCCCCGCAGUCACCCCAGAUGCCCUGAGCUGAUGAGGCUCAAAGACCGACUGCCAGAAGACGCAGCCCUGCAGUUCACUCCUAAGGCGCCGGCGGAGGCGGGCGCAAGAGGCCACCCCGCGGCUUCCAGUGCGCCCACCACAGGCAGACGCUGCCAAGGGCCCAGCCUCUGCCUGCCCGGUGCCAUGGACUGACUGGCAGUGCACGCCGAGGGGCUUCUCUUUCCCCAGAGCUGCAGGGCCCAGCGAGCCGUGGGGUCCACCAUGCUGGCGCUGUGCAGUGGCCCCGAGCAGAAGACCAGGCUGGGCGGGCCGUGGAGAGUCUCCUGGAUCACCUGCUGGAUCGCCCUGUGCGCUGCGGAGGCCCUCCCCACCUGCCCUUUCUCCUGUAAGUGUGACAGCCGCAGCCUGGAGGUGGACUGCAGCGGCCUCGGCCUCACCACGGUGCCCCCGGACGUGCCCGCCACCACCCGAACACUCUUGCUCUUGAACAAUAAGCUGAGCACCCUGCCAAGCUGGACCUUCGCCAACCUGUCCAGCCUGCAGCGGCUGGACCUGUCCAACAACUUCCUGGACCAGCUGCCCCGCUCCAUCUUCGAGGACCUGACGAAUCUGACGGAGCUGCAGUUGCGCAAUAACAGCAUCAGGACCCUGGACAGGGACCUGCUGCAGCACGUGCCACUGCUGCGCCACUUGGACCUGUCCAUCAACGGCCUGGCCCAGCUGCCCCCUGGCCUUUUCGAUGGACUCCCGGCUCUGCGCUCCCUCUCCCUUCGCUCUAACCGCCUGCAGAGCCUGGACCGGCUGACGUUUGAGCCCCUGGCGAGCCUGCAGCUGCUGCAGGUGGGAGACAACCCCUGGGAGUGCGACUGUAACCUGCGUGAGUUCAAGCACUGGAUGGAGUGGUUCUCCUACCGAGGGGGGCGCCUGGACCAGCUCUCUUGCACGCUGCCCAAGGAGCUGAGGGGAAAAGACAUGCGCGUGGUCCCCAUGGAGAUGUUCAACUACUGCUCGCAGCUGGACGACGAGAACAGCUCCGCCGGCAUGGACGCCCCGGGGCCACCCUGCACCAAGGCCAGCCCGGAGCCCCCUAAGCCCAAGCCCGGGGCGGAGCCGGAGCCUGAGCCCAGCACAGCUUGCCCUCAGAAGCAGCGGCACCGGCCCGCGAGCGUGCGGCGCGCCAUCGGCACGGUGAUCAUCGCCGCGGUCGUCUGCGGCGUCGUGUGCAUCAUGAUGGUGGUGGCGGCUGCCUACGGCUGCAUCUACGCCUCGCUCAUGGCCAAGUACCACCGCGAGCUCAAGAAGCGCCAGCCGCUGAUGGGAGACCCGGAGGGCGAGCCCGAAGAUCAGAAGCAGAUCUCCUCCGUGGCCUGAGCGGCGUCCCUACCCGGCCCAGGUAGGAAGGGCAGGAAGAACGCGCAGGCCCCGCCUCCCCAGCCCCACGUCCUCCUCACCCGUGGUGCACUGGCCGCAGCAUCGGUCUCCAUGAACUUUAAGCCCGCCUGGAGCCGCCGAGCGCGGAAGGCUCCCACUGGUGCCCCUCCCUGGGCCGCCAACUCUCUGGAGUUCCCGGGGCCUGUUCCUAAGCUUGUGGCACGGGGAAGACGGCACGCGUGCCCCACAGGAGCUUCCACGCGCCGAGCACCCGCUGUGGCCUUUCCUUCGGGGGUCCUCACAGCUGGGCGACUGGUCCCCAUUAGGGAGUGGGGGCCGUGAUGUGGGGCCAGGGGCACGUUCUCUGACCUCCCCUAAGGCAGAGGGCUUGCUCUUGGCGCCCUGCGGGGGAAGGUCAGGUCCGCAAACAAACAAAUGCACCAGCUCCGGCCGCCCCGCACUUGGCACUUAGACACGCGACGGGACGCUGCACUCCUCUAACUUGUUGCCUGGCGCUACCGUGUCCGCCACAGAGCACACUGCUCCCGGAGCCUCCAGCUCGCCCUCGCCGGCACAGUUGCCCAGGUGCGCGCUCGCACAUAUGCACACACAAACACACCCACAGCACGCAGCCGCCCAGGCCGGGGCCGCGGGUCUCUGCCCCAGGCGCGGAGCCUCCCGCGCUCACCGAGGUCUCCUCCGCCAGCAGGGGGAGGAGCCAACCGUAAAGUGGGCCAGAGCAGCGCUGCGGGGACUGCGGUCGCCGUGGCAACACGCUCACGCCUCCCUUGGGCUUUCCAGGGAGGCCUGGAAGCUGCAAGCUGUGUGGACGGCAGUCCCUGGGGCCCAGCCUCCAGCCACUGGGUGUUUCCUCGGCCCCGCCCCGUGCCUCCCCAGGCCGGGCCCUGGGGGACACCCCCCAAUUACACUCCUGUAGCCUGCAGCCUCAGCCCCUCCAGCUUCUGCAGCUUCUGGCCUGGGAUCUCAGGGCUGGGAUCGGGUCGUGCAAGGUGACCAACGGCCCUCCUGGAAGGAGGCAGGUGGUGAGCAGAGAGACAGACUCUCUCUGUCUGUGGCCCAGACAGACUCCCGAGCAGGCACCAGGCAGCCGCGUUCUGUCUAGAGACUUCCACCAUGCGCUUCCUUUCGCCAGGGUGUUGUCUGCGCAGCCCGGCUCCCCAGGACUAUGGGCUGCAUCUGCACCGGGGUCCACACCAGCCUGUGAGCCGGGGCUCUGUUUGGGGCAGAGAUACUGCCUCCAGGGACUCUUCCUAGUUGUAGCCCCUCCGCGUGAGUCUGAUGUGAGUCCCUAGGGAGUCCCCAGGUUUCCCUCUGCUGGGCACUGGCUUUCUCGUGCUUAGAGGGGGCCAGGAGGCGCCAGGCUGGCUUCUGGUUCUGACGAGGGUCUUGGUAGCACUGGGAGAGGACAAGGCAGACACGGUGGGCAGGGUCUGUGAAGGGUGUCAGGGCAGAACGGGGCGCCUCCUUGUGGUGGCAGGGGUGCCUUUGAGGUCAUUCCCCAGCUGGUGUGCAGGGGCCCUCUGGGGCACAGGCUGCACAUCGGGAUCACAGGCUCCCCUAAACUGGGGCACAGUCUCCCUUCUUUUGGAUUGAGAGCUGACCCCAGGAUUGGAGAUUUUCUAAAGGGAAUGGGGGAAGGGAGGGUACUGUCAUUGGUGGUAUCUUUAGCCUGAGACAGCAGAUUUUUAAAGGCAAAAUUAUAUUUCUGGUUUGUUGUUUCAGAAGACCAAUAAAGACUGUAUUUUCCUAUGUA
Messenger RNA from Oryctolagus cuniculus (rabbit), 7328 nucleotides. The record is from RefSeq and is a predicted model, not a curated record. NCBI's taxonomy places the organism in Eukaryota, Metazoa, Chordata, Mammalia, Lagomorpha, Leporidae.